CCGCGCGGAGCCGUCGCUCCCCACGUGACUGCUGACGUAGAGUGGGAGGAGACCGGCGGAUGUCUCUGAACGUGUUCCGCGGAUUUCCAUCAGUUCGACCCGGCUUACCUCGACUCCGGCGUGAGCAGCUCCUGUCAGCUAACCGUAACUAACGCUCAACGAUGAAGAUCUGGGCGUCAGAGCACGUAUUUAAUCAUCCUUGGGAGACGGUCACCAAGGCUGCCAUGCAAAAGUACCCCAACCCCAUGAACCCCAGCGUUAUCGGAGUGGAUGUGUUGGACAGAAGCAUCGACAAACAGGGACGCCUCCACAGUAAAAGACUGCUCGGCACAGACUGGGGUCUUCCAUCCAUCGUGAAAGCCAUCAUCGGUAACGCACGGACAUGCACGUACAUUCAGGAGAAAUCGGUGGUGGAUCCCAUCGAGAAGAUAUUCGAGCUUCAGUCCUCUAAUAUCACUUUCACAAACCUGGUGUCGGUGGAUGAAAAGUUAACAUAUAAACCACACCCUGAGGACACAGAAAAAACAAUCUUGACCCAAGAGGCGAUCAUCUCUGUGAAGGGAGUCAGCCUCAGCAGCUACUUGGAGGGAGUAUUGGCCACCACCAUGUCUGCUAACGCCGGAAAGGGCCGUGAAGCCUUGGAGUGGGUCAUCCGGCGGCUGAAUGCAGAGAUCGAGGAGCUGGCGGCGUCGGCACGCGGGACCAUGCGAACCCCGAUGGCUGCUGCGGUCACUGAGAACUGACGCCUGACCCUCUUUGCCAGCGGACUCUGAGAGAAACUGCACACCGGGACAUCGAGCCUCACUUUUUGAUGCUCCGGUGCUGCUUUUGGUGCUCUGGAAAAAACGUUUUUGUAUUAUUUUAAGAUACAAUUCAUCCAUCUCAUAUGCUUUUACUAUCUACAUUAGAUACAUUUUUUAAUAGCAGACGGCAACAAAAGGGAAUUCUGUGGCGCAUCUUUCUAGGAUGCUGCCUGGCGGAGCCGCAGAGAUAAAAGACUCAGACACAAGUUUAAACACCACCGUUAUCUGUGGGUUCAGAAACAUGUAGCGAAGAGGAACCCGGAGCACUGGAGGAGAUUAAAAGCAGGAAAGUGCCAAAGCAGACGCAACUCUUUGUCACCAGCAUCUUUACCUCAGAAGUCUCCUUUUUACAGUUAAAAGAUAAAACCAGUCAUGAGAUAUGUAGAGUGAGCUGAGAGGAAAACAAUCCUCUAUUGAGGCAGAAGUCGAGUGCAAUGCAUGUCAAGGGUACAGAGGUUUGGAGUGUACCUCAGUAGAUGGUUUGGUUGACAUGGUGAUGAUGUCAAUACAUUUGAACUGUACUUCAUACGGGACAGUAAUGAAAACACACACUGCAACCGGCGACAUCUGUGAGCCUGAAUAUAAACUGUGGUUUGUUCUUAUGUGAAAACUAUUAUUUAAGUGAAAUGAAGGGAUCAAGGUAUUUGCCAUAUUUAUGUUUUUUAAAGAGACGUAGAAGAUCUUCUCAAAUGCUGCGUUUGUAUAACUUCCAUAUCAAUCACAUUCACUACCUGGACAUGUUUGAUCAAUACUGCUGUUUCUGCGUUAUUACACAGUCUUCUCAGCAGGAAAGCCGAGACUGUUGCAUGGACUUUAUUUGCACUUAUGAAAUAUUAAAUGUGAAGAAAGAAAAGCUGCUGCACACAUGACGAUCUGUGGAUGCUUGUUUGACAGACGAUUUGCCUUCGAGAAGGUCUUUCUUUAUAUAAAAGACAGCAGUGUGGUGAUGUGAAAGUUAAGCUUCUCUAUUAUUAACACUUAGGUUGGUUUACCUGAAACAGGAAUAUUUAUUUACAGAGCGAGUUGAACUUUGGUUGGAAAUUGAGAAAUGGGGAAAACGCAUGCUUGAUAAUGUAAUUAUCAUAGAAUUUGUGCAUUAUGUCUGGUUGCCUGUUGAGAGAUACGGUUUCAGCAACUUGCAGAUUUUGAUAAUGAAAUAGAAUACGUUAACAUGUUUGAUAUAAGAUUUUUUGCUAGUAGUUUUUAAAAUGAUUUCCAUUAAAAAAAAAAAGACCUGGAUGGUGUUGAUAUACAAAUCAACUGUAUCAGAAAGACAAAAUGUUCGCUUUAGUUAGAACUCCAUAUAAGUUCAUAUAUCUAACUAUUUAACUGACUUUUUAAGUUGCAAAAUGGCCCCCAACUGACUUUGUUUGAUGUAUGUGAUUCUGCCAAAACGGUUCAGGUUCAGUCAGUGAUUGAAUUCAAAGUCAUUGUUACCUAAAGGGUGUGACGGUAUGUUCGCGCUGUACUUCUCUGUAUCUUCAGCGGGUGUGGACCAGUAGAACUGCAUUCUUCUGAUGAUGGUCACACACUUUCAUUCAAGAGUUAUGCUGCCACACUUUGGCCAAAUGCUAGACUUCCAAUUCCAUUUUGAGAAGAAGCGUACAAACAAGUGUAAAAAAAAAAAAUGUUAUGUUAUGUCACCGUGUUUAAAAGGUCGGGCCAAAGUAAGCCUUUAAGUUACAAACUUUAAGUGAAUACUUGAAAAUAAAGUAAUUUACUGUA
Molecule: messenger RNA, 2528 nt
Organism: Gasterosteus aculeatus aculeatus (three-spined stickleback)
Lineage: Eukaryota; Metazoa; Chordata; Actinopteri; Perciformes; Gasterosteidae
Gene: prelid3b
Product: PRELI domain containing 3
Cellular component (GO): mitochondrial intermembrane space
Source: RefSeq, a predicted model, not a curated record